AUGAGAAGAUAUGAAAUUUUGUCUGAGGGCCCAAAUGGUGUACCCAUCAAAUAUGGCAAAAUUGGAGAAACCGUCUACCAUAAAUGGACAUGCGUUUCUGAGUUGACUGAUGUGUACUGCAUGCGAGUUCACUCAUGUACAGUUUACGACGGGCAGGGUGGACCACCAGUCACUGUAUUGGAUGCAAAUGGAUGCUCAGUUGACGGCGUGAUCCUCCAAAAUCUUGACUAUACCUCGGAUCUGACUGCUGGCAAAUCCGCACAGGUUUUCAAAUUUGCUGACAAAGCUGGGCUUUAUUUCAAUUGUCAGAUCCAGCUAACAAUUAAGGAUAAACAAUAUGGAUGCUCGACUGCUGUAGGUUUUCUUAAAAAUAAUACGAACUAUAGAUCAAUGGUAUUUAAAAUUUAUGAUAGGGAUAUCAUAUGUAACCACAAGAAAUCUAUUAUCCCAUGA
Messenger RNA from Strongylus vulgaris, 453 nucleotides. NCBI's taxonomy places the organism in Eukaryota, Metazoa, Nematoda, Chromadorea, Rhabditida, Strongylidae. The record is from the annotation of a GenBank genome assembly.